AUAUAUAACAUUGAAACACCCUUCCCACCUUCGUUCAAGCCGAAAAACAUUAGAAAGAACAAAACAAUUCUUAAAACGAAAAAAAAAAAAAUCGAAACAAAAAAUUCAUAGCCUAGUUCGAACCAAGCUCAACUCUGAAGCUUUCUGAGGUUUAUGUGCUUUUAUUGAAACUGUUGGGAUUUAAAUCCUGAGCAAAAUAUUAAGAAAUUUACCGAGGCUGGUACUUUUUGGUGUUUAGCAAGCUCGAUUAUUAAGAUCUCCACUCACAUAAAGCAGCUAAUGCCAUCAUCAUAGUAUGGAUUCGCAGCAGCUUUUCAGUUAUGGUGUGACUAGUGCUGAAUUACCUUACAUGUCAUCUUUUCCUACUAUUCCAUCUCUACCUAACAGGUUUCUCGGAUCCUUGAAAUUUGACUCAGGAAACUCACCUAAUUCACCCUUUUCCACUCAUUUUGAUUCUGACACCCUUUCUGCAUUGAGUGACAACCUGGAGCAACGCAGCCCUGGAGAGAUCCUAUCUGGUGUUAGCCCCUUUUGUAACUCUUUACUAGAAACCAACCAUUAUAUGCAUAGAUCAAUCUCAUCUGUGGACAGUCUCAAAGACAGUUUCCCGCUAUAUUCUGCUAGGAACACUCUUCAACAGAAUGCAAGUUGUAACCAAAAAAUAAAACACGUUUUGCUGGAAUUAGAAAGUGCUUUGAUGGCCCCUGAUGAUGAUGAAGUUACCACGCCAAAUACGUUGGGUGAGAGCAAUAGGCCGAUGACUUCUGGCCGGAGAUUCAGGUCUUGGAGCCAUGAGCACCAGGGUUCACAAUAUACUCAGAAUCAGCCAUCAUAUGCUACCAGCAGUAGGCAAUCAAGUGAAGUUGUACAGGCAGAAAAACGGCAAAAGUUGAUGGAGGAAUCAUCACUACAAGGUCUCCCAUCAAAGAAUUUGAAGCAAUUGCUGAUUGCUUGUGCCAAAGCCUUGUCUGAAAACAACAUGAAAGAUUUUGAUCAAUUGGUAGGAAAGGCUAGAAAUACUGUGUCUAUCAAUGGGGAUCCAAUUCAGAGGCUUGGUGCUUAUAUGGUAGAAGGGCUUGUUGCAAGGAAGGAAGCAUCAGGGAAUAGUAUCUAUCAUGCCCUUAGAUGCAGAGAGCCCGAAGGCAUAGAAUUACUCUCUUACAUGCAAUUGCUGUUUGAAAUCUGCCCCUACUUAAAAUUUGGUUACAUGGCUGCCAAUGGAGCCAUUGCUGAAGCAUGCAGAAAUGAGGAUCACAUUCACAUCAUAGACUUUCAAAUUGCUCAGGGCUCUCAAUGGAUGACUCUUCUUCAAGCUCUAGCAGCAAGGCCCGGUGGGGCACCCCGUGUGCGAAUCACUGGGAUCGAUGAUCCUGUUUCUAAAUAUGCUCGCGGUGGUGAUGGACUAGAGGUAGUUGGGAAAAGGUUGGCCUUGAUGUCUGAGAAAUUUGGCAUCCCAGUUGAGUUUCAUGGAGUGCCAGUUUUUGCUCCUGAUGUUAGAAGAGAAAUGCUUGAUAUCAGGCCUGGAGAGGCUUUGGCUGUGAACUUUCCCUUGCAACUCCAUCAUACAGCUGAUGAGAGUGUUGAUGUGAAUAAUCCAAGGGAUGGACUUCUAAGAUUGGUAAAGUCACUUUCUCCCAAGGUGACGACACUGGUGGAGCAGGAAUCAAACACAAACACAACUCCUUUCUUCAACAGGUUUAUUGAAACCUUAGAUUAUUACUUGGCAAUCUUUGAGUCUAUUGAUGUCACCCUCCCCAGAAAUAGCAAGGACAGGAUUAAUGUGGAGCAACAUUGUUUGGCCAGGGAUAUCGUGAAUAUUAUUGCUUGUGAGGGCAAGGAAAGGGUAGAGAGACAUGAACUGUUUGGCAAGUGGAAGUCAAGGUUAACAAUGGCUGGCUUUCGUCAGUGCCCUUUGAGCUCUUAUGUGAAUUCUGUAAUUAGAAGCCUUCUCAAGUGCUAUUCAGAACAUUACACAUUAGUGGAGAAAGAUGGAGCAAUGUUGUUGGGGUGGAAGAACAGAAAUUUGAUAUCAGCUUCAGCUUGGCAUUGAUAAAACAUAGAUAGGAAAUGCUGUAGUGGUAGUAGAAAUAUCAUGAUAAUGGAAGCCACAUGGUAUUGUAGCUGACUAAGGUUUAUGUUGACUACAAGUGCAAUGUAUCCUUCAUCAUUGUUUCAUAGGACUAAGUUACUUCUUAAGUUUGUCUAUAAAGAGUUUCAUGUACUAGUGAUGUAGUAUAUUGAUUCUUUUAUAAAAUGUUUAUGGCAACUGUUUUGUUCUAUAGAUGUUGAUCUUGUGCCUGAUGGUACUUCUUCUUUCAGUAUGAAAUUGAAUUAUUGGAAUCACAAAAUUUUGAACUGACUAGCUUGUUAAAUUCUAGUGGAAUGCACUUCGUUGCAUUCUUAUCUUGUCUGAUAAGAUUACUUGUAUAAGCUGGUUACAGUGAUGUGAUUUUCUAUAUAGCAAAAUACAAGGUAAUCUAUUCACCAAAAAGAUGAAGAUGACCAUUUUGCCAGCUUGGAAAUGAUGUGUUAUCCAUGUUGCUGUUGAUAAGAUUUCACAACUAAUUUUUACUGUUUUUAACAAUUGGCUUUAUUUUUAGUUUUUCGGGAUAUGGUAUUCUUUGUAAAUUUUAAACGUUGUUUGGAUUGGAUAGGUAGGAACUUUCUUUGGAUUGAAAUUAAAGGUUGAUGAAACGGUGGUUGCAGUUGUAUUAUAGUGUAGUUUAUGAUGUCUAAUGGACAGACUAUGAUGAAGACUUGCAGGUGUCCUCUCCUAAAAGUCAAACAUUAAUUUAUUAUAUACCAAUAUUUCCCAACCUCAAAUGGGUUUGGCAGUGUUUAUCUUUCAAGUGUCUUACUUCUUUUUCGGAUUCCUGUAGAGUAUCCUCCCAAGAAUAUUACAUAAAGUAUGGUACAUAAAACUUCGCUAUCUUUCUUCUGUUUUCUUUUCCUUUUGUUUAGCUUCGUUUAUUGAAAAAAAAGGGGUAAAAGAAUGGCUGCACAAAAUUAAAGGUUGAUGAAACGGUGGUUGCACAUUAGUUCCUUCAAUUACUUAGUUGGGUUGGCGAUAUUAGUUUAUUUGAGAUUAAAGUUAAACGGUUACGAGAUUGCAUCUUCUUAAUCGUGAUGUAAGAAUCAGACAGUCCAACCGGCUUAGCUGCGAUUAGUCAUCUAUAGCUCAAUUUCAUCAUCGAUUUUAUGAUGAAACCAUUUUGAUUUUAGGAAUGCCAUAGUAGUAUUAAGCAUCUUGGGUUUUUUUGAAUGAUUUUUUUAUGACUACAAAAAUGGAGUAUAGUUGAGACAAAGCAGCACUGUUAUACAAGUUCAUAAUUUCAUGAUAUAUGGGGAUUAGGGAGUGGAUCUUGGAAAGGGCCUUAGUCCAAUGCAGAGGUCUAAUUGAAGAAUUGUGGAUUGUGGCAUCAAUUUGGGCUUGCCUAAACUUAUUUCGAUUAGAAUCUCAGCAAUCAGGUCACUGUUCUUAUACAAUGUGAGAACACAGCAUUCUUAUAACUUCUCCCAAAUGAAUCUAUUUAUCCUAAUUUUUUAAUUUUUUGGGUAAAGAUCGCAACGUAUCCCAUACUUGGAAUCUAUGUAUUUGUUUGACAAAAAAAAUCUAUGUAUUUGGGUAUUGGUGGCUAUGUAUUUCAAGUAAGAUCAGAAUUCAUACAUAUGUUCUUCAUUUUG
This is a messenger RNA of Abrus precatorius (Indian licorice), 3684 nucleotides long. Its product is annotated as chitin-inducible gibberellin-responsive protein 1-like. The transcript has 2 exons. Gene Ontology annotation, molecular function: DNA-binding transcription factor activity; sequence-specific DNA binding. Lineage: Eukaryota; Viridiplantae; Streptophyta; Magnoliopsida; Fabales; Fabaceae. Bases 296 to 2050 code for a protein of 584 amino acids. Gene Ontology annotation, cellular component: nucleus. Gene Ontology annotation, biological process: regulation of DNA-templated transcription. The record is from RefSeq and is a predicted model, not a curated record.